AUCUGUUGUCAACAUAUCCGGAUCAGGCUCAUAUGAUAAGGACACGUGUUGGUGCUGCUUAGGCGUUACUAUGUCUAUAGGCUGCUCCGAAAUUAAUGUCAGGGACGACGCCCAAUUCAGUUACGAAGAUUUAUCCCAUAAAUGUCCCCAAAAAUCAACAAUAGAAUUACUACUCCCUCUGUUCCUAAAUGAUCUAUGUUUUGGAAAAAAUAUUUGUUUCAAAAAGAUGUAUAUUCUAUGUUUUCUAUGAAAAAAUUGCAAACUUUAAGAAAAUUAAUUGGUUUUAUUAGAUUACUAUUGGUUAAAAGUUGUUGAAAAUUGAAAAUUACAGAAAACAAUAAAUUUAUUAUAGUGAUUUAAUGAUUUUUCUUAAUAUGUGUGAAAACUCUAAAAAGUCUAUCUUUUAGGAACGGAUGGAGUAUAAAAUAUACUAGUAUUAUUUAGUAAUAUAAUAUUAAAGAUAUUUUUGUAGAAUUUAUGUGAGAAAUGCUAAAACGGCUAUGUUGGAAGUAAAUGAGAGUGAACAAAGAGUGAGUACUUCAUUAAUAGCAAGGUCUCUAGGAGUCACGUUUGAUGGCAGGUAGGACUUUGAUGAUGGUGAGUUUAUACAUAUUAAUACAGAUAAUAUGUGUGUGCAUGCCAGUGUAUUGCCAGAAUAUGAAUUGAGAAAUAAAGCAAAACAGUAUGAAGAUUGAAAAUUAAUUGAUAAGGAUCAAAGAAUGUGAAAGCCUUUGAAAAGUAAAGGAUGAAUAAAAAAUGAGGAUGAAUCAUGUGAAUCUAACACUAUUUCAUUUAAUGUUACUGUCACUCUCUUAUAUAUAUCUUCGUCGAUCUUCAACUCUACACUUCAUCGUAUCUUCAUAACAACAUUUUCAAAGGAGUUUUUUAUAUGAGAACCUGAAUCAUAACUAAAUGAAAUCUGCAUCUUUGUUCGUGUUCCUUCUUCUUCUUCUCCAUCUCUUUAUUAGUACUAAUAGUUUCCGAGUCGACCUCUUUAAUGAUGUGGCAAGCGGGUCAAGCAUACCGGACUGCACGAACGCCUGUGGACCAUGUAGACCAUGCAAGCUCGUUGUGGUUACUUCCACGUGCUCUUCCUCCGAGGCUUGCCCUGUCGUUUACAAGUGCUUGUGCAAAGGCAAAUUCUAUCACGUGCCUUCCAACGCCUAACCCCUUCCUCACAUCACGUGACCAGUUUGUUUUAACAUUUUUAAGACAGCUUAAGAGAUAGUACUUAGAUUGUCUGUUGUUGCUUUCCCAAGUUCUUGUAUCAAUUUAACGUGUAGUUAAGUUGUAAUAAAACGGAUAAUAAAUAUUAGAUUAUUGGUUUA
This is a messenger RNA of Brassica rapa (field mustard), 1328 nucleotides long. RefSeq names its product EPIDERMAL PATTERNING FACTOR-like protein 7. The record is from RefSeq and is a predicted model, not a curated record. Lineage: Eukaryota; Viridiplantae; Streptophyta; Magnoliopsida; Brassicales; Brassicaceae. Gene Ontology annotation, biological process: stomatal complex development; guard cell differentiation.